AUGGCGUCCAAACAACCUCGUGGUGGCAACAAGACCAAAAAGUGGAAAAGGACAAAUGACAUGGUAAAAGACCUUUUAACGUUUAUUAAAGAAUAUAAGUCGAAGAAAGAGUUCGAGGGUGUCGACUUUGAAGCGGAUCUCGUAGUAUUUUACGAAGAAUUGCGAAGAUUGAUGUCGAUUAACUUCGACGAUAGCGAUUUUGGUCCAGUAUCCGUAUCUGAAAGUCCAAUGCCUUUGCAGGAGAUGAAUGAAAAGGAAUUGAAAGAAUUUAACAACGAAGUUAAAGUUGAAAAAAGCGCAAUUAAAAAAGGGUAUGAUCGAGUUAAAGAGAAAAUAAAAGCUCUCAGACAGGACUAUCGUAAUGCUGUAAACACUAGUACAACAUCUGGAAGUGGCAGAAUAAUACGAGACAACUGGGAGGAUUUAACGGAAAUUUGGGCUGGUUCACCUGCGACAAAGGCUAUAGCCAAUGGUUGCACAACUCGAGAGAUCAAUGGAGAAAGUAUAAGCACUGGUUUUGUGGAGACUGAUGAUGAGGAAACAUUUAUGAACAAUCUCUUCGAGAAAGAGGAUGAUGCCAACUCACAGGUUAAGCAGCCAGAAUUACAAGAUGUAGAGAACAACAGUGAAUCGGAGGAGAGUGACACCACACUAGAUUCUAGAAAGAGAAUUGUUCCAGUCAACUCCACUCCAAAGUUUGUCGACAACAAAAGAAAGAAGUUAGAGAAGCAGUUGUCGGCAAAGCAAAGAGAUAUGGUUCUUAUGAAUGCAGCAAAGAAAGAAAUUGAUUUGAAAACUAGUAUUGCCCAUGGGUUGCUGGAGUCAAACAAAGGUAUUAACAGUGCAAUGAGUAAAAUGGCAGACUCCAUUAGUUCCCUAGGAACUGGACUAGUUCAGGGAUUUGGAUUGCUUGCCCAGGCAUUAUCUCAAAACCAACAACAACAACAACAACAAAAUCACCCAGCCUUUGGGAACUUUGGUGUGAAUUAUCAACCAUUAGCAGGGUUCCCCAAUACCCAGUACCACAGUCAACGUAUAAAUCACCAACGGGCUGCUACUCAGUCUCAGCAAUCUGAAUCAGGUGGUGCAGAUAAGGGCUAUGUCACUUUGGAGUGA
Paramuricea clavata is the source of this 1116-nucleotide messenger RNA. The record is from the annotation of a GenBank genome assembly. Lineage: Eukaryota; Metazoa; Cnidaria; Anthozoa; Malacalcyonacea; Plexauridae.